This is a messenger RNA of Melanaphis sacchari, 3485 nucleotides long. RefSeq names its product lysosomal alpha-mannosidase-like. Gene Ontology annotation, cellular component: lysosome. Gene Ontology annotation, biological process: mannose metabolic process. The transcript has 16 exons. The record is from RefSeq and is a predicted model, not a curated record. Gene Ontology annotation, molecular function: alpha-mannosidase activity; carbohydrate binding. Lineage: Eukaryota; Metazoa; Arthropoda; Insecta; Hemiptera; Aphididae. The coding region runs from base 298 to 3309 and encodes 1003 amino acids.
ACCUGACCGCUGAUCAAAGGUUGCUGUGGCCGAGAUAACGUCGUAAUCGGCUACCAUUCGCUCACACGACGUAAUCGGUUCAUAGGAGAGGAGUAGUGAAACCGGUAGAACGGCACACUAUAAUACCGGUCAAAACGUCCGGUCUCCGUAUCAGUCGGUUACUAUUACAACAGCCGACUUCAACUACUAAUGCAACGGUUGUUGAUUUCGCGUUCGUCCUGCUCUCGCUGCACUUGGUGGCUUAUGACAAUCACAUUAUUAUUGUUGUUUUAGUUGUAUCGAUAACCGUUACGAAAAAUGCAUUACUCGGUUGACAAGGCGUUGCUGGUGCUGAUCGCUUGUACGAGUACUUACGCCUUACCCUGGAGAAAAAGCGAACCCAGUGCAAAAUGUGGAUAUGAGUCGUGUCAUCCAGUCAAAGAUGGAUAUCUCAAUGUGCACUUUAUACCUCAUACACACGAUGAUGUUGGCUGGCUGAAGACCGUCGACCAAUAUUAUUUUGGCACAAACAGUUCUAUUCAAUUAGCCGGCGUACAAUUCAUUUUAGACUCUGUUAUUACUGAAUUGGCAAAAGACCCAAAUAAGAGGUUCAUCUACGUAGAGACGGCGUUUUUCUGGAAAUGGUGGGUAGAUCAAUCGGAGGAGACGCAGAACAUCGUAAAAGACCUUGUGGCGUCCGGGCGAUUAGAGUUCAUCGGCGGCGCAUGGAGUAUGAACGAUGAAGCAGCUUCAAAUUACGUGUCUAUUAUCGAUCAAUUUACUUGGGGCCUAAGAAAAUUAAAUGAUACGUUCGGCGAGUGUGGAAGACCUCACAUUGGGUGGCAAAUCGAUCCGUUCGGUCACUCGAGGCAAAUGGCCACGUUAUUUUCACAAUUCGGUUACGAUGGACUAUUUUUUGGACGAUUGGACUACGAAGAAAAAAUACAAAGGCUGACAAAUAAGACAGCAGAAAUGAUAUGGCAAUCCAGUCCUAAUAUCGGCUCAUCAGCGGAUCUCUACACACAAGUUCUCUACAACCACUACAGUGCACCUGACGGUUUUUGUUUUGACAUCGUGUGUGGCGUUAAUCCAAUCGUGGACGACAUAAGAAGUCCUGAAUACAACGUAGAAGCCAAGGCGAAUUAUUUGAUCAAUUACUUGCGGUACCAAGAGAAAGCAUACCAGAACCACGGCAACGUGAUAUUGACGAUGGGCGGAGACUUUACAUACCAAGAUGCCAAUUACUAUUUCAAAUCCUUAGAUAAAUUAAUCAAACAUAUAAACUCAAAACAAGCGUCCGGAAGUAAAAUUAAUGCUAUUUACUCCACGCCAUCAUGUUAUCUGAAAGCUGUUAACAAUCAGCAAAUAACGUUCCCGACCAAACAAGAUGACUUUUUUCCAUAUAAAAGUGACAAACAUUCGUAUUGGACUGGAUAUUUCACGUCCAGACCCACACAGAAAUACUAUGAACGAAAGGGGAAUAAUCAUUUACAGACGUGCAAACAAUUAGCCGUCCAGAGCCUAACGGGCGCCAAGUACGAACCAAAAAUCACAGUGCUCCGUGAAACGAUGGGUGUAAUGCAACAUCACGAUGCUAUCAGUGGUACAGAGAAACAACAUGUGGCCAACGAUUAUGCGCGGUUACUGAGUGAAGCGAUCGAAGAGUGCGAUGAUGUGUCGUACACAAUAUUAUCAUAUUUGGCCACAGGCAUAGAAACUUCAGGGUAUACUACUUGUCACCUGUUGAACAUCAGCCAAUGUGAAGUGUCCGAAAACAACGAACAGUUCGUGCUCACCCUCUACAAUCCGUUGAGUCGGCCGAUAACGGAAUUCGUCCGAUUGCCCAUAGCCGCCGAAACGGCCUAUUACGUGGUUGAUCCAUGGGGACAAAAUUUGACGGUACAGUUUGUGCCUUUGCCAGACGCAGUGUUACGUAUACCUGGCCGUGAAUCAUCGGCCACUACCGAACUCGUUUUCCAGGCCGAAGACUUACCGCCACUGGGGUACAAAUCGUAUUUAAUUACGAAACAACCGAGUAGCUUACGGACUAAGAGGUCGGCAGAAUCGGAAACCCAAGGUCCCGUGGACGUCGGCGAUAGGCGUUUAGGUCUGAUAAUUGAUGACAGCGACCCUAAACGUUUUGUACUGUACGUUGACAACGAGGAAAUACCGUUAAUUCAGGAAUUUUUAUAUUACAAAAGUAUGGUCGGAGAUAACUCUAAAGAUUAUAAAAGAGCCUCGGGAGCUUAUAUAUUUCGUCCUGAUGGUGCACCUAUACCUCUUUGCGAUAGUAAAAAAAAACCACGACGCGUAUCAGGACCCGUAGUGCAAGAAAUUCAUAAAGAAUGCAAUGAAUGGGCAAGUCAGGUGAUAAGAAAAUACAACGGAGAAGAUAAUAUUGAAUUUGAAUGGCUUAUAGGACCAAUACCAGACAACGACAAAAUUGGAAAGGAAGUCAUAUCACGUUUUCACAUUCCGUUUUACAAGAACAAUCAAACAUUCUAUACCGAUUCUAACGGCCGAGAAAUGUUAAAACGUAUAGUGAACUACAGACCUUCAUUCAAUUUAAAAGAAAAUGUGGAAAAUGUAUCCGGAAACUAUUAUCCAAUUACUUCCCGCAUAUCGUUGACAGACCAACAUACACGAUUUUCCAUUCUCAAUGACAGGUCUCAAGGUGGAUCGAGUCUUCAAGAUGGUGAAAUUGAGCUCAUGGUACAUAGAAGAAUAUUCUACGACGAUGCCUUUGGCGUCGGUGAAGCGUUAAAUGAGACUGCCUUUGGAGUGGGCUUGGUAGCCAGAGGACAUCACUAUUUAACUUUAGGAUCAGUUGAUAAACAAAUUGCGGUAGAAAGACUAUUAGCUCAAAGGAAACUUAUUCGACCUCAAUAUUUUUUCACAAAGAAACAGAAUGUUGUAUCCUACGAAGAACUAAAAAAAUCCACUGUUCUACAGUAUUCUGGUUUGAAAAAACCUUUACCAAAUAACAUACAAUUACUUACUUUGGAACCAUGGAAAGAUGGAUCAGUGUUACUAAGAUUUGAGCACAUAUUCGAGUACAAUGAAGAUAAGAAUUUAUCUACUCCAGUUGUCUUAGAUAUACAGGAUUUGUUUACGAAGUUCCGUAUAGUUUCAUUAAAGGAGACAAUAUUGGGUGGUAAUCAAUGGCUCUCGGAAAACACUAAACUUACUUGGAUACCAGAAAAUAGUAAUUCUUCAGACACUAAACAGCCGAUAAGGCCUGACCAAACAUUGUCUGAUCCCAAGCAUGUCAUGUUAACUCCAAUGCAGAUAAGAACGUUUGUAGCCGAAAUAAUUCCAAAUCCUGCAUGAUUCGUUACCAAAAAUUGUUAUGUAGUGUAUUUUAGAAUAUAACUUAGAUAAUAUUCUAUUUAUAAAUCUUAAUGAUACAAUUUAUUAUAUCUAGGUUCGUAGAAUAUAAGGUGCUUAUAGUUUAUACAUUAGCAUAGUUUAUUUUUAAAUAAUACAUUAAAGAAGUACGAUUUAGA